Molecule: messenger RNA, 4682 nt
Organism: Pygoscelis adeliae (Adelie penguin)
Lineage: Eukaryota; Metazoa; Chordata; Aves; Sphenisciformes; Spheniscidae
Gene: ZBTB38
Product: zinc finger and BTB domain containing 38
Exons: 3
Coding region: 384-3959 (1191 amino acids)
Biological process (GO): regulation of transcription by RNA polymerase II
Cellular component (GO): nucleus
Molecular function (GO): RNA polymerase II cis-regulatory region sequence-specific DNA binding; protein binding; DNA-binding transcription factor activity, RNA polymerase II-specific
Source: RefSeq, a predicted model, not a curated record
AACGCUCUGAGGAGGAGAAAAAAAAAAACCAACCUUGUGUUGCAGUUUCGGAAAACCUUGGAUGAGGACAUUUUUUUUUCCCCACUCCUGCUUUCCCUGUUGAUAAACUCGGUUCUCCUGAUCACGGUCUAUUCAAGCUGCUUCCCAUCUGAUUUUUGACAACUGCUUCUAAAAAAUUAUCAAGAAGACCAAGAAUAGAACUUAUCUCCAUCGCUUUACAUAAAAAUGGCUGGUGCAUUGCCAUGCUAACACUGCACUAAGUGGUACACGCAGGCUGAUACACAGUAGCCACAGAGUUCACAAAAUUACUGAGAUGGUUUUGCCGAAAAUACCAGUCGAUACCACUUUUAAAAGACUCUAACAGAAGAACAACCUGAUUUUAGAUGACAGUCAUGUCCCAUUCAAAGGAUCUCAAGGACGAUUUCCACAGUGACACUGUACUUUCUAUUUUAAAUGAACAGCGCAUUCGGGGUAUUUUAUGUGAUGUCACCAUAAUUGUGGAAGAUACCAAAUUUAAAGCCCAUAGUAAUGUGCUGGCAGCUUCAAGCCUUUACUUUAAAAACAUUUUUUGGAGUCGUACUAUCUGUAUUUCAGGUCACGUACUGGAGUUAGAUGAUCUCAAAGCUGAAGUGUUUACAGAAAUACUGAAUUACAUCUACAGUUCCACAGUAGUUGUUAAGAGGCAAGAAACUGUAACGGACCUUGCAGCUGCAGGGAAAAAACUGGGAAUAUCAUUUCUAGAAGAUCUUACAGAUGUUAAUUUUUCAAGUUCCCCUUGCCCCUAUGCAUACUGUAUUAAUGAAAAAGGGGCUGUCAAAGAGGAAAAACAUGAAAAGAGACAUGAAGACUCCGCUGUGACAAAUGGACCACGAAUUACAAACGCAUUCUCAAUUUUUGAAACUGAGAACACUUUGUUUUCUCCACUUGAUUUGAGGGCAAGCUUUAAAAAGGUAUCUGAGACAAUACAAGCACCCAUCAGCCUCGACAGAAGCGAUGUCUGCAAAGAUGCUGAGCCAGCCAGUACACUGGCCGAACAUUCCUAUGCAGUUUCUUCUGGGGGGGAUACUUUUCAAGGAACACCUUUUCCUGAACAGGACAGCAGCCCUUCAUACAAGAUGGGUGAAGACCACUAUGAAAAUCUCCAAGCCACACCACUCAUUCAGCCGGGAAAACAAGCAUGUAAUGCUCCUAAAGCAGCCUUUAAGCCCCAGGGUACUGGUGUGGCUUUAGCAAAAGUACCGGCCUCUACAGUAACCACUACAGAAGCCCAGCAUGAAGCAGUUACUGAUCAGACAAUUAUUUCCUUUCCAAAACCUCAAAAUAAAGCAGGAGAUUUCCGUUUAUCCAGAGAAGAGGAAAACAAUUCUGCGAAUGUCUCUGGAUCCGUGGCGACUGUUGUUCCACCUGUUUACAACUGUAACUGUUGUGCAAAAUCAUUCAAUGACAGGGCGUUACUCAGUACUCAUCUUCAGCUCCAUUCAGAGCAUCAGGAAACUUUCAUAUGCAAAUACUGCAGCAAACAGUUUGCAAAUCUAAAUAUACUGGAAAGUCAUGAACAAGUCUGCAUGAGAUCGAGUAGCUUACCGGUUCACAAUGGAAACGAACAAAAUUUUGCAGAUAACUAUACUGCUACGGACGGAAGGAAUGGAAGUUCAUAUGCAAAUGCAGAGCCUCUAUUGUCUGAAAACAGCAUCACCGAUUUUUCUAAUGCAAACUGCACUUUACCAGAAACAGAUCAUUUGGUUAAAGUCGUUGAUGGGCAGAUACUGUAUACGUGCAUCGUUUGCAAGCGUAGUUAUGUAACAUUGUCUAGCCUUCGAAGACAUGCAAACGUGCAUUCAUGGAGGAGAACAUACCCUUGUCACUACUGCAAUAAGGUAUUCGCAUUAGCUGAGUAUCGCACCAGACAUGAGAUCUGGCACACUGGAGAAAGACGGUAUCAGUGCAUUUUCUGUCUGGAGACUUUUAUGACUUACUAUAUACUAAAAAAUCAUCAGAAGUCUUUCCACGCAAUUGACCAUCGUCUCUCAGUAAAUAAAAAGACAGCCAACGGAGGCUUAAAACCAAGUAUGUACCCAUACAAACUUUAUCGACUUUUACCUAUGAAAUGCAGGCGACUACCUUAUAAGUCCUACGGAAAUUCUUCAUAUGAAAAUGUUCAAACAAGUAGCCAGGUUAAUGAAACUGCUUCUACCAACUGUUUCAUUCCGAGUUCUCUUAGCUCUGAGCUACCACCACUGAAUUUCCAAAGUAAUAUAAUAGCAAACAACAGAACUCUGGCCUUAGAUGCCUCUUCAUGCAAUGAUACAGCAUCUUCCACAAAUACUCAGAAAUCUUCCUCUUGGGGAGUAGGUAUCUUAAAUUCUGACCUGCAAAGGGACUUUUUCACAGCCGAAAAAAGAGUUUCCACUGCUGCAAGUGACUCUGGUUCUCAGGAGUGCGAUUCCUCAGUUGUGUCUUUAACUAAUGUGAAUGAAAAUUCAACCUCCGUCAUCAGUUACAGCAGUUCUGCACCCUCUGUUAUAAUGCACAGUAGCAGAGUUUCAUCAGUAAUAAUGCACAGUAAAACAGUCACUUCUGUAGAAAACAGUAAGACAGAAUCUUCAAAUAAUCUACCUAGUCAGCCUGUAACUGAUGAUAGCAAAUAUGGGUCAGAUAAUUAUGGGAAGUGCAUUACAAAAUCAAAAACUAUUAAGGAGAAAAAGAAAACACUGCUGUACAACAGAGCAGAAGCAACUGAGGAUACGCAGCACGUCGCAGGAUCUGGAGGUUCAUCUAGCAAAACAACAAAUACUGUCCAAGAAUCGAGUAAAACUGAAACGUACAUUGCAAAGCCUGCCUUACCUGGAACAUCUACUGACAGCAAUGUUGCGCCUCUUUGUCAGAUAACAGUAAAAAUUGGUAAUGAGGCUAUUGUAAAAAGACAUAUAUUGGGAUCUAAGCUGUUUUGUAAAAGGGGCCGAAAAUCGAAACACGAGUCCAAACAGGACAAUCUAAUUGAGGAAUCAGAAAUGGAGAUAAAAGAAAGAAGCCCGACGAGGCUCUACAGCUCAGAAUGCCUGGAGCUGACGGAAAUGUGUGAUGACGUAAGUGACCAGGACUCCAGUGAUAAACCCUGGAGACCCUAUUACAAUUACAAACCAAAAAAGAAAUCCAAACAGCUAAGAAAAAUGAAAAAGACCAAAUGGAGGAAAAAGCACGGAAGCAAGAACACCAUUAUGGAAAGCCACAACACAUGCAGUCGAGAGUAUGCACUCAGGAAUGCUCCUGAGGAAAAGGCGAUCAGUCAAGAAGAGAACGCAGAAAUGCCUAAUCUUCAUUGUGAGCUCUGUGAAAGAGAUCAAUCUUCUACUGCAGAAAUUCAAGAACACGUACACUGGCAUGUAGCUACUUCAAAGCCUUACAUUUGUGACUUAUGCCAAAAACAAUUUCAAAGUCCAUCCACUUUAAAAAUGCAUAUGAGGUGUCACACUGGGGAAAAGCCCUACACUUGCAAAACCUGUGGUAAAAGUUUCUCAGUUCCUGGAAAUCUACAGAAACACGAACGUAUUCACCUGGGUGUCAAAGAAUUUGUCUGCCAAUACUGUAAUAAGGCGUUCACUUUAAAUGAAACACUCAAAAUACAUGAAAGAAUUCAUACUGGAGAAAAACGCUACCACUGUCAGUUCUGCUUUCAGAGCUUCUUGUAUCUUUCUACCAAAAGGAACCACGAGCAAAGACAUGUACGUGAGCAUAAUGGAAAAGGAUACGCUUGCUUUCAGUGCCCCAAAAUUUGCAAGACGGCAGCUGCUCUGGGAAUGCACCAGAAGAAACAUCUAUUCAAAAGUCCAGGUCCACAUGAUAGAAAAGAACAGUUUUGCAAUGAAAGCGCUAAACUUUUGGAAAAUCCACCUUUCCUUGGCUCAGAAGGAAGUGAAGUAAAAAAUAUACAAAAUGUAACUCCAGAAGUUAUACUCUGAGUGACAGUUGUGCAAAAGAGAAAACAAAUCCAAAACUAUAUACUGGAGAAAAUAUAGAUGCAUUAAAUGGGGAAACGUCUACACUCAAACUACUGUCAUUUACUAUGAUCAAAUUUCUUCACCUAAACACGUGUCAAUAUAUGCAAAAGAGGGAAAAGUAACACAGAAAAGAAAAACUAGUAUUUGCAAUAAUACAAACUUAAUGUGAAAGACCCAAAAUACUUUUGCCACAAUAGACUUCUAACAUAUAGAGAAAGAAAAAAGGAAAAAAAUAUGACCAACCAAAACCCUUCUACUUAGCAUUACAGGAAACUAGUCACUGAACUAUUUUACAGUGCUGUUUUUGAGUCAGAAUCAUUCUGGGCAAAAUAAAUAUGUAGGUUCACAGUGUACUCUGUAGAAGGAAUUUUUGCUGCAGAAACCAUAUAUUGCAUUUUUUAACAAAAAGUAAUGUGUUUAUAAACAAAAUAACUGUAAUUUAGUGUAUUCUGAAGUGAAGGUGGGAAGCGUUUCAUGAACUUGGGUGUGCUGAAGUACAGUUGAGUUCUGGCGUGCUUUUCUGUAACUCAACGGUUACAAAACAUAUUCAGGAGUUUGAACCUCUUUUCCUUUCCAUAUUCAGUUUUGUAGUUACCAUAAUAACCGUUAAGUCUGAGUGCUUGUGUGGAAAGUAUUCCAGAUUUAUGAUAUCUCUGAGACAUUUAAUAAAGAUUGAGUGGAACU